Messenger RNA from Pipra filicauda (Wire-tailed manakin), 5640 nucleotides. It is a transcript of the gene GRID2IP, whose product is annotated as Grid2 interacting protein. Bases 356 to 3655 code for a protein of 1099 amino acids. Lineage: Eukaryota; Metazoa; Chordata; Aves; Passeriformes; Pipridae. Gene Ontology annotation, molecular function: protein binding. The record is from RefSeq and is a predicted model, not a curated record. The transcript is spliced from 22 exons.
CUCCCUGCAAAGUGCUGCUGCUCAGCAUAACCCCAGACCCCCCGACUCAGCACACAGAUCCAGCCGGUGCUGCAGACACGUCCUCGAGCUGGGCUUUUCCAGUACUGGAUUCUUUUUUUCUUUCUUUCUUUUUAUCUCAAAUGGAUUUCAUCCCAUUUGCCCAGAAUUAAGCUCCUGCAGAUUUUAAUUUGCUGACAUUUUUUCAUCUGCUUGGUUGUGGAUAGCAGGGAUAAUGCACGUGCUGCGCCGGGUCCUCCCCGCUCCCAUCCCCUGCCCAUAUGGCUGAUGUGUGUAGGCAAAGUGCACAGUUGUAGUUCUGCUCAAGGAUGCUGAAAUCCGGCUGCCAGGGGGGAAGAUGAGCUGCCUCGGGAUUUUCAUCCCCAAGAAGCACCGGCAGCGCUUUGACGAGGUGGUGUCUCAGAGCCUGAUCAGCAAACUGUGCCGCUCCAAGAGCGAGCAGCACAGCAACCGCCUGCGCCGCAGCCGCAGCGAGGACCACCAGGAGCGGCUGCUCGUGUCCACCCGCGCCAGCUCCGUGCCCCGCAGCCACGAGGAGCUCAGCAAGAGCCUGCGCAAGAGCACCUCGCUCGUCACCAGCAGUGUGGCCUCGGGGGCUGCCCGCAGAACCGUGCGAGUUUAUAAAGGCAACAGGAGCUUUGGCUUCACACUCCGUGGCCAUGCCCCAGUGUGGAUCGAGUCUGUUCUGCCAGGGAGCCCGGCAGAGAAGGCUGCUCUCAAAGCUGGAGACAGGAUCCUGUUCCUCAACGGUCUGGACAUGAGGAACUGCUCCCACGACAAGGUGGUGUCGAUGCUGCAGGGCAGUGGGGCAAUGCCCACCUUGGUGGUGGAGGAGGGGAUCGUCAACAUCUCCAAUGACUCUGACUCUCCUGAGUCCCCGAGCAGCUCCUCCUCCCUCACCUCCCUGCAGUGGGUUGCAGAGAUUCUCCCCUCUAGCAUCAAGAUUCAAGGAAGGACCUUCACGCAGCAGCUGGAGCACCUGCUGACCCCGCCCGAGCGUUACACCAUCUGCAAGGCGCUGGAAGGCUUCUUCCAACACCGGAAUAUUGACACUCUCAUUGUGGAUGUGUACCCGGUGCUGGACACACCGGCCAAGCAAGUCAUCUGGCAGUUUAUCUACCAGCUGCUGACGUACGAGGAGCAGGAGCACUGCCAGCAAAAGAUUGACAGGUUUCUUGGGUACAAGUCCUUGGCAGGUGAGAGGAAAGUCCCUGUGCUCCGAGAUGGACACGCCGUGUCCCCCCAUGUCCCGUUGCACUGGGAGCCGUGUGGUGUUGGAAUGAAACUCUGCACUGAGAGGAGGGAUGGCACCUCAGAGGGUGACUCUGGGAGCAAAGGCUUUUGGAAGCUGCUCAGGUCGUUAGAGGUGAGGAAGUCCAGGAAGGGAGUAUCUGGUUUAAGGGCAGUGUUCAGAGCAGAGAGACUCAGUGAAGAGGGACAGGGGAGCUGUGGGGUCUGGCCCUGCCUUACAGAGGUGUCUCCUGCUGCAGCCGAGGCAGAGGUGGAGGAUCGGUUCCGCAGCUCCAUCCGAGGGGCCUCCCUGUGCCGGGGCAGCCUCCGGACCCCCCGCCCCGAGGAAGGGGGGGCAGCAGGCAGUGACACCGUGGAGGUCCCAGUUCGCCUGAUCCCUGGAGAGAGACAGGCUGGUGACGGCACAUCCCUCCCGGAGACACCCAACCCCAAAAUGAUGUCGGCUGUGUACGCAGAGCUGGAGAACCGCCUGAUCGGCGGCUUUGCCGGCAAGGUGGGAAACGCCGCCCUGCACAGGACAUCGCCCCCCGCCCCCGAGCGGGCACCGGCCGCAGGAGCUCGCCGGCCGGGCAUGGGGCUGUCGUGGCCGAGCGAGCCGCUGGGCUCCCAGCAGUGCUACUACCGCCUGCACAGCAGCGUGGCCUCCCCGUGCAGCACCGAGUCCAACCCCUACGUGAGCCUCGACAGCAGCCCGGCCCCGUCCCCCAAGCACCGCCACUACUCGCUCAGCCCUCUGUCGCGACGGAAGAAGCUCUUCACCUUCUCCAGGCCCCCCCGCAGCCGCGACACGGAUCGGUUCCUGGACGCCCUCAGUGAGCAGCUGGGACACCGCGUCACCAUCGUGGAUGAUUUCCUCACUCCCGAGAAUGACUACGAGGAGAUGAGUUUCCAGGAUGACCAGGGCAGCUAUGUCACCAACGACGUCAGCAGCAGCGAGUACAUCAGCAGCAGCGACGAGGGCAGCUCCCUGACCUACUCCACGCUCUCGGACCACAUCCCCCCCCCGCCGCUCAGCCCCCCGCCGCCGCCGCCCCCCCUGCAGUUCCACGACCCCCAGACCGUCCCCACCAAGGCGGAGGCCGCGAAGGCCAGCGCGUCACCCGCCCCCAAAUCCCUCGUCAGCCACCUGCACCCCAUCCCGCCCCCGCCGCCCCCCCCGCCGCCCCCCCCGGUGCCCUGUGCCCCCCCCCUGCACCGGGGGCUGCUGCACCGCCGCAGCGAGUCCAACCACAUGAGCGUCAAGAGGCUGCGCUGGGAGCAGGUGGAGAACUCGGAAGGGACCAUCUGGGGACAGCUUGGGGAAGACUCGGAUUAUGACAAGCUGAGUGAUAUGGUCAAAUACCUCGACCUGGAGCUGCACUUUGGGACACAGAAGCCCACAAAGCCAACUCUCUUGCCUGAAAACUUUAAAAAGAAAGACGUGGUUGAAAUUUUGUCCCACAAAAAGGCCUACAACACAUCCAUCCUGAUAGCCCACCUCAAGCUGUCGCACAUCGAGCUGCGCCAGAUCCUCAUGACGAUGGAGACGGACCGGCUGGAGCCCUCCCACAUCAAGCAGCUGCUGCUCUACGCGCCGGACGGGGAGGAGGUGCAGCGCUUCCAGAGCUACAAGGAGAACCCCGGCAAACUGAGCGAGCCCGACCAGUUUGUGCUGCAGAUGCUGUCAGUACCCGAGUACAAGAUCCGCCUGCGCAGCCUGCACUUCAAGACCACCCUGCAGGAGAAGACAGAGGAGAUCAAAGCCAGCUACGAGUGCAUCUGCAAGGCCUCCCUAGAGCUGAAAAGCAGCAAGAAGCUGGCAAAAAUCCUGGAGUUCGUGCUGGCAAUGGGAAACUACCUGAACAACGGGCAGCCCAAGACCAGCAAAACAACAGGCUUUAAAAUCAACUUCCUCACCGAGCUGAACACGACCAAGACUGUUGAUGGGAAAUCCACCUUCCUGCACAUUCUUGCCAAAUCCCUUAGCCAACACUUCCCAGAGCUCCUGGGCUUUGCCAAGGAUCUUCCGACAGUGCCGCUCGCUGCCAAAGUGAACCAGAGGACACUGACAGCCGACCUGAAGGACCUGCACACCACGGUCAGUGACAUCCAGCUGGCCUGUCACAACAUGCCAGCCACCGCGGAGGACAGAUUCGCCAUUGUCAUGACUUCCUUCCUGGAGAGUGCCCAGCCUGCCAUGCGGUCUCUGGACGACCUGCAGCACAAGGCCAUGGAAGAGUUCAGCAAGGUGUUGUCCUUUUUUGGGGAAGACUCGAAAAUGACAACUUCUGAAGCUUUCUUUGGCAUCUUUGCAGAAUUCAUGAGCAAGUUUGAGCGGGCUCUCAGUGACGUGCAGGCGGGCGAGAGCCAGCGCAGCCCCAGGAUGACCUCUCCCCUCGCCUGGUGAGGGGCCUGUGGUGACCUGAGCUGCCACAGUUCAUUGCCAACAAAGUGCAAUUUGCUCCUGUCGAGUUUGGUUGUAAAUACGCUGCUGCCACCUGCUCCCACCCAGCAGAGCCACGGGCGGAGGGGCCGGGGCAGGUGGGCACUGAGCAGGCACUGCUGGUGACAGUGGGUGGUGUGAGGGUGAGGCACGGGGACACGAAGGCAAACACUGCACUGGGCUUGAUGACAGCUUUUCUAGCACCCUCCAUCUCCAGUGGAUUCCUGAGUCAAGGAUUUCAGACCCAUCUGGUGGAACUCCACUCGCUCGAGUUUCCAGAAGAAGAGAACUUCCCCACGUCCCCCUGGCCAUGGCCCAGCACGGGGGGCUCUGCCCAGGCAGGCACCACUCGCCCCGCCAGCCUUGGGGCCGGGGUUAAAGCCCAGCCACAGAGUCCCUGGGAAGCCAGAGCACGUCAGGCAGGGGAGGGGGUGUGGGGGAUGAGGAGAAGGGAUGCCACCAGUGCCUGCUCCCCCAGGACCCUGAGUAACAAUACUGCUGAGCUGCUCUCCAGUCCCUCCCCAAUCCUGUCUGCCCUGGAGCAGAGCAUGUGGGGCAGGAGCUCCACCUGAACAGACUGUAACAGUGGAACAGACAUCACUGGAGGUGGUCUGCAGGCUUUAAUUCCCUGCCAUUGCCAGCCAGUGGCAAUGGAAAGCAAUAGGACCUUGCAGAACCCUUCUAACGUGUCCAUGUGGUCCCAAGUACGGAUCUACCUACCCAGCUUCAUCCCGCCCAUCAGCUUUGCUUAAAGCUGUGCCAGAGGCUGAUGGAUCUUGAAAGCUUCUCAAGAGUUUAACACAUCAGCACAAGGCUUAUGGAACUCGCCAGCAGCCAGAAAUCCCUGAGCAUUUUGGUGCCUCCUUGGAAAGCAGAGAACCCCUGGUAGCCUGAAAAUGAGUGGGAGUCCUCUGCAGCCCCGAGUGCCUCUCCAAGGCACAGCAGAGACAACAGGAAAUGCACCCCCUGCCCUCCUCCAGUCACUUCCAAGAGCUGGAGUCCUGAGUCCCUUUACUGUUCAUGGUGACCAUCCCAGGGAACUCCAGAGGUGUGCAUGUCCAUCCUCCAGUGUCCAUGUCCUUCUCUCAAGGUGCAUGUGUGUCUUUCACUGAGUCUGGCUGUCACUGAAUUCCCAUGUGGGAUGGAAGGGGAGCAGCACCCCAUGGCCAGUGCGUGCCCCUGAGGGCGACAGGGUGCCCCGAGAGCUGCUGGCAGCAGACCCCAGUGCGCUGCUGCUGUGAGACAUCCCUCUGUGCAAAACGCAUCCGUUGCCUUCCAAGCCUGUCCCGCUCCCACAUCCCCCCCAUGGCAGUGCCCCAGCAAACCACGGUGUAGGGACCCCCCUCCCCAUUGCCAGAGCAAGGGCUCGUCCUGCAGCUCCGCUCAAGGACACGACCACCAACCGGUGCAUUAUUUCUGGGAGACCUUACGACCAUCAGAUCUCCAGGUUUUGGUAUUUUUUUAAACCCUGCUGUAGAAAGUGAAGUAUAUUUUCACAAGUGUUCUCCGUUUAUACAGCUUUAAGUGCCAGGUAGUGUGUAGCCUUGUGUUCCCAGAGGUCCAGACCUGUCCCUGCCCCGAUGGAGGUGACAAGGCCACGCUCCCUCUGCUCCAUUUUCCCUCUUGGAUGUUGCACACUGCAUUCCAUUGAUUUUUUCUUUUCUUUUCUUUUCUUUUUUUUUUUUUUAAAUACAUUCAUUGUUUAAACCACCGGAGGUUCUUUGAAGCUGUCAUGACAGUAACUGCUGUACAUAGAUUUUGCUACAUGUUGUAACUUUCCGAGAUAGUUAGAACUCCAACCCCUUUGGUAUUUUUAUGUGAUAUUUUCAAAGAACCAGAACUUCUGGUUAUAUGAUUUGAUAAUGGGACUCUGUAUAUUCACAAUUCAGUCUCAACCCAACGCCUAUGUGCUACUCCCAAAAUAAAGCUACUGCCUUCUGCCUCCUGAC